Patiria miniata (bat star) is the source of this 2129-nucleotide messenger RNA. RefSeq lists its product as uncharacterized. The record is from RefSeq and is a predicted model, not a curated record. The transcript is spliced from 3 exons. NCBI's taxonomy places the organism in Eukaryota, Metazoa, Echinodermata, Asteroidea, Valvatida, Asterinidae. The coding region runs from base 1 to 534 and encodes 177 amino acids.
AUGUACGUUACACCUUACACGCGGAGACUGAGUGCACUUGCACAGUUUGUUUACUUUGACCGAGUGUAUGACGUUUCCAAGCCGUUGCUAAAGUUGGCGGGGCUUAUGACCAAUCCCGAUCGGGCCAUUGUUCCACCUAAAGUAUGGCGGCAGCGCGUCCACGUCGGCACGCUUGCAUGUGUGCAGCAGCCUAAAAGGCCGUCGGUCGACACGGCAGACAAUGGACCUGUGGAGACAGAAGUGAAGAAGAAGAAAAAGUCGCAAAAGGACAAGAAGCAUGACACAAUGGCAGACAUUACCCGGAACAGUGAGGAGAGCAGGCCCCUGGCCAAACAGGGUGAUACACAGGGUGGGGAUGACAGACUGGCAGGAGAAGGGGAGGUUGAAGAUGACAGAGUUACGACAAAGGCACAUCGAAAGGGCAAGAAGCGGAAACAGCAACGUCGUGUGCAGAAUGACGACACAGUCCACCAGAGUCCCAUAAACACUGAGGAAACCCAACCAAUCAAGAAGAAAAAGAAACACAAGAAAUGAACAGUUGCUCGGCUGUCAUUCAACUACAUAGAGGGCCUGUGGAUGUUAUUUUUUUUUUAGUGAACAAUUUGACCAAACCGAGUGUUUUGAUUUUUAAAAUGAAAAUCAAAUUGGUCAUUUUUUUUUUUAAAUGAAGAGUUCUGAUCGUGGAAUCGUGCUUCAUAAUUAUGUUUGAAAUAAAAUUUCAAAUUUUCUCCAAAUGUAUAGUUUCACUUAGCUGAAACAUCAAGAAUAAAGUUGUGAAUGCAGUAAUUACAUCUAGCAAGUCCUUUUGUUCUGAGCCUCAUAGUACCAAAAAAAAACUUUUUCGAUAUUCAAAAAUCCAGCAGUUUUGUCAUUCUGUCAGUCAGGCAGGGAAUUUUGACAUAUUCAACCAAAGUUUACACUCUGUUUACAGUUAGAAUACCUGGUUCAAAAUGAAUAUUACCAUGAUUUUGGAAAAGAAUUUCUUACAGAUUUUGUGAUAGAAAAAAAUACAAUGCAAUUCCAGCAGUGCCAGUGCUGUAGUCUAGUCCAUCAAAAGUCGAGUCAUAAGUCGAGAGAUAAAUUACAAGUCAAGUCACAAUUUGGGCGUGAUCCCUGGUUGCAUGGCACAGGCUUAUGACUUUUGACUAGCGCCCAUUGAACAAAGAUAUGGACCAUUUGUGGAACUGCCAACAUAGGGAUGGAUAGCUCAGUUGGUAGAGCACCGGAAUGGUAAUCUGGAGGUCGCAGGUUCAAACCCCACUCCAGUCAAUUUCUUUGUUCAACUUAAAAAAAAAUAAUAAUAAUUAUAAUAAAGGAUGACCUAGGACAAAGAAUGCAUUUGUCACAGUUCCUUUCAUAAGUUUACAUUUAACUUCCCAUUUCCUUCUUUGUAAACGCGCCAAAUCACCGGAGCAGAUGUAACCUGGGGUGGUACGGGGAUAAUAAUGUCCUCUUCUCUUGCUGAGUUUUUCCUCCACUGACAAGUACAUGUACUAUUUAUUCGUAGACUAUUUCUGAGAAAAAAAAAUGGGUGUUUUACAUUUUUCAUCUUAUUUAAGCGUCACGAUUUUACUCCUGUUGUGUUAUUGCCAGAGAAAUGGGGGGGGGGGGAGUAUUCAUUCUCGAGUUACGUUAGCUACAGCAUCAUUGAGGUAGUCUUAAAUAGUCGUAGGGUAUUUUGAAGCUAAGCAAACAACUAGUGGCACUAUCUGACUUGAACCGCACACGUAAUCAGCUAGCUAGCUGUACGUGCACAUAUCAAACAGGUUCGACAUUGAUACUCCAUAUGUACAGCUAAAUACUCUGUAAACACAGCACCAAAUCAUUACGGUGACUUUCCCUGAUAUUUACAAUUUUUCCUGAAAAGUGCAUCUUCCUUUUCAAGUCAGAAUUUGUAAGCAUCAGCUUUACUUUAUUUUUGUACCUAAUUAGUAGCACUGAAACAAUAGGCCUACAAUGAAAACCCAUAUUUCUAAAGUUAGACUUUCUUGUAAUCCUGGGCCGACCGGCUUCCUCCCACAGUUGAAAAAUGUGUGAACUGAAAAGUUAACUUUUAUUGACUGUGAAAUCAUGGAGUAAUAAAAAAAAACACAGCCAUAAUUUUCUCAAAUACUGGACUUUGUGAAAUA